Amaranthus tricolor (Joseph's coat) is the source of this 3225-nucleotide messenger RNA. RefSeq names its product ATP-dependent Clp protease ATP-binding subunit ClpA homolog CD4B, chloroplastic-like. Bases 180 to 2951 code for a protein of 923 amino acids. Gene Ontology annotation, cellular component: cytoplasm. Lineage: Eukaryota; Viridiplantae; Streptophyta; Magnoliopsida; Caryophyllales; Amaranthaceae. The transcript is spliced from 10 exons. The record is from RefSeq and is a predicted model, not a curated record. Gene Ontology annotation, biological process: cellular response to heat. Gene Ontology annotation, molecular function: ATP hydrolysis activity; protein binding; ATP binding.
CUUUGGACUUCAUUUCCAUUUACUUGUUCAAUCGCAUCUCAUCUAAGCCGUUCCGUCCUUUCAGCUUGAAGGAACACCAUUUUUUCUUUUUAAUUUCUUUCUUCUCACCCACCCUUCUUCUUCUUUUCUAUCUCCUCCAGUUUCCUAACUUCCUAUCUCUUCUGAUUUUCCGGUGAGUCAUGGCAGGAGCAUUAAUUCAGUCCAUAAACAUCCCUGCAUCAUUUGGUUGUCAAGUAAAUGGGCAAUAUCAAAGAUCUGCCAAGGGAAAGAAGGCUGUAAAGAUGAUGGCUAGUGUUCAAGCACCCGGAUAUAGAAUUAGAAGUUUCUCGGGUUUGCGUGGUGGUAAUACUCUGGAUACCUUGGGAUCUACCAGUGAAUGUUUUUAUGCCAAGAUGAGGGCUGUGCUUUCUGGGCGUAAAGGGACAGCCAGUAGGGGUGUAGUAAGAGCAAUGUUCGAACGAUUUACGGAGAAAGCCAUUAAAGUUAUAAUGCUUGCUCAAGAAGAGGCCAGACGGCUGGGUCACAAUUUUGUGGGCACGGAGCAAAUUCUUCUGGGUCUUAUUGGGGAAGGUACUGGAAUUGCUGCUAAGGUUUUGAAAUCCAUGGGGAUUAAUUUGAAAGAUGCUCGAGUUGAAGUUGAGAAGAUUAUUGGAAGGGGCAGUGGAUUUGUUGCUGUUGAAAUUCCAUUUACUCCUCGUGCUAAGCGGGUUUUAGAAUUGUCAUUGGAGGAAGCUCGUCAACUUGGCCAUAACUACAUUGGGUCCGAGCACUUACUUUUGGGUCUUCUUCGUGAGGGUGAGGGUGUAGCUGCUCGUGUUUUGGAAAACUUGGGUGCUGAUCCUAGUAACAUUCGUACCCAGGUUAUACGUAUGGUGGGUGAAAACACAGAAGCUGUUGGUGCUGGUGUUGGAGGGGGCACUACAGGGACUAAGAUGCCAACCUUGGAGGAGUAUGGAACAAAUUUGACAAAAUUGGCGGAAGAGGGAAAAUUGGAUCCUGUUGUUGGAAGGCAGCCGCAAAUAGAGCGUGUUACCCAAAUUCUUGGUAGGAGAACAAAAAAUAACCCAUGUCUAAUUGGAGAGCCCGGUGUUGGUAAAACAGCAAUUGCAGAGGGCCUUGCUCAAAGAAUAGCUAAUGGUGAUGUUCCCGAAACAAUUGAAGGGAAGAAGGUUAUAACUCUUGAUAUGGGUUUACUGGUUGCUGGAACGAAAUAUCGUGGAGAAUUUGAAGAGAGAUUAAAGAAGUUGAUGGAGGAAAUUAAACAGAGUGAUGAGAUUAUUCUAUUCAUUGAUGAAGUACAUACUUUGAUUGGGGCAGGAGCAGCAGAGGGAGCCAUCGAUGCUGCAAACAUCUUAAAACCAGCUCUUGCUAGGGGUGAAUUACAGUGUAUUGGAGCCACCACUCUUGAUGAAUACAGAAAGCAUAUCGAGAAAGAUCCAGCACUUGAGAGAAGGUUUCAGCCUGUCAAAGUGCCUGAACCUACCGUAGAUGAAACGAUACAGAUUUUGAAAGGGCUCCGUGAACGUUACGAAAUUCAUCACAAACUUCGUUACACGGAUGAAGCACUAGUUGCUGCAGCAGAACUAUCGUACCAGUAUAUCAGUGACCGUUUCCUGCCCGAUAAAGCUAUUGAUCUUAUUGAUGAAGCUGGUUCCAGGGUUCGCUUGCGCCAUGCUCAGCUCCCUGAAGAAGCUAGAGAGCUUGAGAAAGAACUUAGGCAGAUCACAAAAGAGAAGAAUGAAGCUGUUCGUGGUCAAGACUUUGAAAAGGCUGGUGAGUUGCGUGACAGAGAAAUGGACCUUAAGGCCCAAAUUACCGCUCUUGUAGAAAAGAACAAGGAAAUGAGUAAGGCAGAAACAGAAGCUGGGGAUGUCGGUCCUAUCGUCACAGAAUCAGAUAUUCAGCACAUUGUGUCUUCCUGGACUGGUAUUCCAGUUGAGAAAGUAUCUACCGAUGAAUCUGACCGACUUCUCAAAAUGGAGGACACUCUCCAUACAAGAGUUAUUGGACAAGAUGAAGCUGUUAAAGCCAUUAGUCGUGCCAUCCGUCGUGCUCGUGUAGGCCUUAAGAACCCCAAUCGUCCCAUUGCUAGCUUCAUUUUCUCAGGUCCAACUGGUGUUGGAAAGUCGGAACUUGCAAAAUCUUUGGCUGCGUACUACUUUGGAUCCGAAGAAGCCAUGAUACGGCUUGAUAUGAGUGAGUUCAUGGAAAGGCACACUGUAUCAAAGCUUAUUGGUUCACCUCCAGGUUAUGUGGGUUACACCGAGGGUGGCCAGCUUACCGAGGCAGUUAGACGUCGCCCUUACACGGUGGUACUUUUUGAUGAAAUCGAGAAAGCUCAUCCUGAUGUCUUCAACAUGAUGCUUCAAAUUCUUGAAGAUGGAAGGCUGACCGACAGCAAGGGAAGGACCGUUGAUUUCAAAAACACGCUUCUUAUUAUGACCUCAAACGUUGGUAGCAGUGUCAUCGAGAAAGGUGGUCGUAGGAUAGGGUUUGACCUUGACUAUGACGAGAAGGAUAGCAGUUACAACCGAAUCAAGAGCCUAGUGACCGAAGAACUCAAGCAGUACUUUAGGCCUGAGUUCUUAAACAGAUUAGAUGAGAUGAUUGUGUUCAGGCAACUCACAAAGCUCGAGGUCAAGGAAAUUGCCGAUAUUAUGUUGAAGGAGGUGUUCGAGAGGUUGAAAAACAAAGAUAUUGAACUUCAAGUAACCGAAAGGUUCAGAGAUAGGGUUGUCGAGGAAGGUUACAACCCAAGUUACGGUGCUAGGCCUUUAAGAAGAGCCAUCAUGCGACUUCUCGAGGACAGCAUGGCCGAGAGAAUGCUUGCCGGGGAAAUCAAAGACGGUGAUUCAGUAAUUGUGGAUGUCGAUUCUGACGGAAAUGUCAUUGUUCUCAAUGGUAGCAGCGGUGCACCUCCUGAGAGCCUUCCCGAGCCUAUCACUGUUUAGGCGAAUACGGUGUCUGAUGGUUUGAUUUUCAUAGUAUGUUUGUACUUUGGAUUUUCUUUCUGAAUUCCCAUAUAGAUAUGGCCUUUAUAAAAAAUGUAGAAAUUAGAAACAGGACUAAUGGUUUAUAGUGGCCAUUGCGACAGUAAUUACAACAGUUUCAGAAAGCUGUAGUAUCAUUUCUCUCCAGUAAGUAUAGUUGUAGGUGAACUUUUUGGUUCUGACAGAAAUUAGGAAAUCUUAUAUAGUUCAAGGACAUUGAUAUUCUUGUUUUUCA